Molecule: messenger RNA, 1874 nt
Organism: Candoia aspera
Lineage: Eukaryota; Metazoa; Chordata; Lepidosauria; Squamata; Candoiidae
Gene: POLR3C
Product: RNA polymerase III subunit C
Exons: 15
Coding region: 181-1782 (533 amino acids)
Biological process (GO): DNA-templated transcription
Cellular component (GO): RNA polymerase III complex
Molecular function (GO): single-stranded DNA binding
Source: RefSeq, a predicted model, not a curated record
CGGGGCGCUGUUGCCAUGGUUGCCGAGGGGUGGGCUUGAGGCCUACGUCGGGAAGCGUGCACUUAAAAAGAAACGAAAAAGAACGGGGUCUCCUCCACGUGGAGUUGGGGCUCUGUGCCCGAGAAGAAGAAGAGCCUGAGGAGAAGACAAUUAUACAUACCCAUAUAAUUGUCCAGCGGGAUGACCCAGGCCGAAAUCAAGCUUUCUUCUCUUCUGCUAUGUGAACAUUUUGGUGAAAUUGUGGAAAAGGUUGGAACGCAGCUCAUCCGUAUGGGGGGACAGACAUUAUGGAUGAUUGCCCACAACACAGGCAUGUCGCUUGACCAGGUCCGGAAGGCUCUCUGUGUCCUCAUCCAACACAACUUGGUGAUGUUCCAGCAGCAGAAGCGAGGCCUGGUAGAGUAUGAAGCCCAAUCCAGCCGAGUGCUGCGGAUCCUCCGCUAUCCCCGCUACAUCUAUACAGCCAAGACUCUCUACAGCGACACAGGUGAACUGAUUGUGGAGGAGUUGCUACUCAAUGGUAAAAUGACAAUGAGUGCCGUGGUGAAGAAGGUGGCUGACCGACUGACAGAGACAAUGGAAGAUGGCAAAACAAUGGAUUACAGUGAAGUCUCCACCACCUUUACAUGCCUGGCAGACACACAUUUUGUUCAGAGAUGCCCUUUACCUCCCGAAGGUUCUGAGUCUAUGGAAACUCUGCCUUCUCCCGCACCCACAUUGGUCUUUAAUGAGAAGGACACGUAUGCUGUUCCAAAGCUGAACCUUACAGGAAAGGGAAAGCGGAAGCAUUCAGACAGCUCCAAGGAGGACAGUGAACAAGCAGGAAAGCGCUCAAAGCAAGACACAGAAAGCAAAGAGCCUCCUCCAGACAGUGGAAUCUACUGGCAAGUCAACAUUGACCGUUUCCACCAGCACUUCCGGGAUCAAGCGAUUGUCGGUGCUGUGGCCAACAGAAUGGACCAGACCAGUAGCGAAAUUGUCCGGACAAUGUUGCGAAUGAGUGAAGUCACAACCUCUUCUAAUGCCCCCUACACCCAGCCCCUCUCUUCCAACGAGAUAUUCCGAUUACUUCCGACUGGUUAUAACAUCUCCAAGCAGAUUCUUGAUCAGUACCUAACCUUACUGGCAGAUGACCCACUUGAGUUUGUUGGGAAAUCAGGCGACGGCGGUGGAGGGAUGUACGUGAUCAAUCUUCAUAAGGCCCUGGCCUCUCUUGCCACAGCAACGCUUGAAUCUAUCGUGCAGGAAAGAUUUGGCUCCCGCUGUGCCCGCAUCUUCCGACUUUUAUUAAGAAAGAGGCACCUGGAACAGAAGCAGAUAGAAGACUUUGCCAUGAUUCCAGCCAAAGAAGCGAAAGAAAUGAUGUACAAAAUGUUGUCGGCCAAUAUUGUAGCCCUGCAGGAGAUCCCCAAAACACCGGAUCACGCACCUUCCCGGACUUUCUACUUGUACACAGUCAAUACUCUCUCGUCUGCCCGGAUGCUGCUCCAGCGCUGCUACAAGUGCGUGGCCAACCUGAUAGAACGGCGACUCCAUGAGACCAAGGAGAACCGGCGCCUGCUGGAGAAGAGCCAGCGGGUAGAAGCCAUCCUUGCCUCGGUCCAGGCCACGGGGGCCGAGGAGGCGCAGCUGCAGGAGAUUGAGGAGAUGAUCACGGCCCCUGAGCGGCAGCAGCUGGAGACCCUCAAGCACAACGUCAACAAGAUUGAUGCUAGUGAAAAUCAAGUGGAUGAAACCAUCUUUAUUUUGGAAUCAUACAUCAACAGCACCAUCAGGCACUGACCCUCCUGCUGGAGCUCAAAAAAUGCUAUCUUCAUCUUCUAAUUUUUAAAGUCUGAUUUGUUCUGUUUUCAUAAAAAGAAUCGUUGCCUUGA